Molecule: messenger RNA, 1835 nt
Organism: Medioppia subpectinata
Lineage: Eukaryota; Metazoa; Arthropoda; Arachnida; Sarcoptiformes; Oppiidae
Source: the annotation of a GenBank genome assembly
CUGUGGAAGCGUUAGGAGUAGAGCACAGACUGAAUGGCAAUCACAUUGAAUACUGUACUAAAGGCCGGCAAUCAAUGCAUUCGCAGUGCAGUUGCAGUCAAUCACACGUUAACGAGAGUGCCAUCUGUUGGCCAACUCUUGGCACCGCUUUUACGGGCAAUACAUUUGAGAUUUUUACUAUUGGUCUCAAAUCCCAUCCAUUGAUACCAUUGAUGGCAACAAUGCGUGCGUUGAGUGGAUCUUGUCUUUUGCAGUCACGCAAUGCAUUGCGAGUUUGGACGCGAAGACAGUCGUCGUAUGAAUACGAUGUGAUAGUCAUCGGUGGCGGACACGCGGGUCAGUCAUCAACGAAGACACUACCGAUGGCUAUACUAACGGCAUUGAAGCGGUCGGUGCGGCCUCUCAUGUCAUGCAAUCCAGCCUUCGGUGGUAUAGGAAAAGGGCAUCUCAUGAGAGAAAUCGACGCAAUGGAUGGCAUUUGUCCCAAAAUAUGCGAUCUCUCUGGCAUUCAAUACAAAGUGUUGAACAGAAGUAAAGGGCCGGCAGUUUGGGUACGAAUCCAAUCAACAGAUUUAAGAGAGUAUUUAAUUUGCAUUAUAUUUAUGCUACAAAAGGGAUAUCGGGCACAGAUUGACAGAUCAUUAUUUAAGAAACACAUGCAAAACCAAGUAUUAAAUAACACACCGAACCUCACCAUUAAAUGUUGUUCAGUGGAGGACUUGAUUAUCAACAAAACUGGUGAUCGACUUAAAUGCGAGGGAAUUAUUACAAGUAUAAGCUUUAGAUACGGUUUACAAAAAUACAAUCAAUUAAUUCAACUAUUUUUCAAUGAAGACGACGGACAGCGUAUAAGCAGUCGGACAGUAGUGUUAGCGACGGGAACUUUCCUGAGGGGACAAAUCAAUAUCGGUCUCGACUGCUAUCCCGCCGGAAGGAUAGGAGAUGAACCGGCAAUAGGUUUGGCGCAAACCAUUGAAAGUGCGGGCUUUAAGAUGGGACGACUCAAAACAGGAACUCCUCCAAGAAUUGAUAGGAAAACAAUUGAUUUCAGUGGUUUAGGCCACACAACAGGCGACAGACCUCCGCUCCCCUUUUCAUUCAUGAAUGACAGCGUUUGGAUUGAUGAAAACAUGCAAAUGAAAACUUGGCUCACAUUCACAAACGAUAAGGUUUCGCAAUUUGUCGCAGAAAACGCACACUUGAGUCGACACGUGCGCGAAGAGGUGAGAGGACCCCGAUAUUGCCCAUCCAUUGAGUCCAAAGUUUUGAAAUUCAAAGCCAAACCACACCAGAUAUGGCUCGAACCCGAAGGUAACAUACAUUUACUAUUAAUUUACAUAAGCAGUACACGUGUAACCAAUAUAUGCCGUACAAUGAAAGGUCUGGACUCGGAUGUGAUUUACCCGAAUGGCAUAUCGUGUACAUUACCCGAAGAAAUACAACAGCGUUUGAUUAAUUUAAUCCCUGGUUUGGAAACUGCGCUAAUGUUAAGACCGGGAUAUGGCGUGGAAUACGAUCACAUCGAUCCGCGACAACUCAAACACACAUUAGAGACUCAACUCAUUGACAACCUAUUCAUGUCGGGACAGAUCAACGGCACCACCGGCUAUGAGGAAGCGGCCGCUCAGGGAAUAGUGGCCGGCAUUAACGCCGCCGCUAAAUGUCUCAACAAAAAGCCGUUAACUAUAAGCCGGACGGAGGGAUAUAUCGGAGUUCUUAUCGACGACUUGACCACUUCGGGCACUGACGAGCCCUACAGGAUGUUCACCAGUAGAGCAGAGUUUAGGCUUAUGUUACGUCCCGAUAACGCGGACCUCAGACUUACGCAAAAAGGU